Messenger RNA from Rhinichthys klamathensis goyatoka, 1519 nucleotides. It is a transcript of the gene prima1, whose product is annotated as proline rich membrane anchor 1. Bases 727 to 1206 code for a protein of 159 amino acids. NCBI's taxonomy places the organism in Eukaryota, Metazoa, Chordata, Actinopteri, Cypriniformes, Leuciscidae. The transcript is spliced from 4 exons. The record is from RefSeq and is a predicted model, not a curated record.
UGUGUCUGUCUACUCUGCAGAGUACAUUCAACUCGCCCCGAAUACGCUCACUGUCGAACGCCGUGACCUAACCAAACGUAACCCUAAGGGUCCUCGUUAAAUAAAUCUCUUUAGCUCAAUCCAGAAGCGAAAGAAAACGUGUGAUUUCGUCGCUAAUGUAAAUGGCUAUCACAUUAACAAUAGUGCGUUAUCUUGGCGCGCGUCUCUCACUGGACGCCUUCACGUCAGCUGGUGCUAUAGAAGUAAAGAAGAGGUGAAUCCACAGUCUAGGGUCCUAUUUGAGCACCGGCGUCCGUGCGAUUCACCGAGUCAACGUGUGUUCUCCGUGCUGUUUUGAGUGUCCGUAACUUCUGUGCCGUGUACUGACAUCAUUUCAUCAUGCCUGGCAAUAAAUGAAUCCUGAUUCAGCGCUCGACUCACAUAGAAUCGCGCGCGGAGAGAACUUUGCUUCGCAACUCUUGUGUGGAUACGGCACGCGCCACGGCAGCGCGCGGAGGAUCAACAACUUUCCUCAGAAACAGCGCUAGCGUCCUUCCUAUGUCGCUUCAAACCCUUCCAUGUCACCAAUUAUUGUCGCUCUAAUUGGACGAGCAUGUUUCAGACACCAUAUCUGCUCAAACUCGGGGAAAACAUCGUUGGUAAGCCUUGAGAAGCGGAUAAUAAAUGACUUUUAUGCGCCUCAGAGUCGCGUCCUCGCCAGGUGGACUGUGAAGAGACAGAAGAGGAAUGUUUAUCCGAAAUUCAUUGCCGCUUAGUUUGGGUUUUUUGCCGCUUUUGUUCAGUCACUGUUUUCUCUCAGUAUUUCUUCCGUUAUUGCAGUUUGCAAGAGGGGAGCUCCAGAAGUCAUGCUCACGAACCACAGUGGCACUGCUGGAAGGAAGCUGCCAGUUGCCAUGCCAGUGUAGGCCCUACCCACCGUUACCGCCUCCACCCCCUCCUCCACCGCCCCCAAGGCUCCUGGCUCCAACUGUGGCUCCCUCCACUGUAUCCCCCAUAAUACCCUGGAGGAGAGAGAUGGAGAUCUUAGUACUGGGGACAGUAAGCUGUGCAUCUGUGGUCUUUCUCCUCCUGACUGUCAUCAUUUGCUACAAGGCCAUCAAGAGGAAACCCCUUCGAAAAGAAGAGAACGGCACAAGCCGAGGGGAGUAUGCCAUGAGCUCACGCUGUAAACAGCAGGUAGUGGAAACCAAUAACACUGGAGUAUAGUGGCCAUGAUACAGCAAGACAUGUACAGCUGAACAUUCUGUUCCCUACUGCACCACCGUCUCUCUGGGCUUAUGAGAAGGACGCAAGGUAUAUUAUGAAUUUAAGAACUGUAAACCGCAUGGCUGCCCUUCUUGGGACAUAGAACGAUGUUUAAAGAAAAGACUGUAUAGGCAAGUAUAAGCAGGUUUUGUGGAGACUAGGGAAACUCCUAGCAACGUUGGCAGCUGCACGAGUAUCACGAGACUCAACCUGAUGACAAUAUACAACACCAACAAAUAAAAUAAACGCAUGCACUUUCUGUUGAAUGCAAUGA